Messenger RNA from Glycine soja, 1437 nucleotides. RefSeq lists its product as uncharacterized. Gene Ontology annotation, molecular function: nucleotide binding. Lineage: Eukaryota; Viridiplantae; Streptophyta; Magnoliopsida; Fabales; Fabaceae. The record is from RefSeq and is a predicted model, not a curated record. Bases 1 to 1083 code for a protein of 360 amino acids. The transcript has 2 exons.
AUGGCGGAAACCCUGAUCCAAAUCGGCGUGGUUGGGUGCGCCGACAUAGCCCGGAAGGUCUCCCGCGCCAUCACGCUCGCCCCCAACGCCGCCCUCUGCGCCGUGGCGAGCCGCUCUCACGACAAGGCAGCCGCAUUCGCCGCCGCCAACGGCUUCCCUCUCUCAGCCAAAGUGUACGGCUCCUACGAGUCCCUUCUGGAGGACCCCGACGUGGACGCCGUCUACAUGCCACUCCCCACCAGCCUCCAUCUUCACUGGGCCGUGCUCGCGGCCCAGAACAAGAAACACUUGCUUCUGGAAAAGCCCGUCGCGCUCGACGUGGCCCAGUUCGACCGCAUUCUCGAGGCCUGUGAAUCCAGUGGGGUGCAGUUCAUGGAUAACACCAUGUGGGUCCAUAACCCAAGGACUGCUGCCAUGGCCCAUUUCCUCAACGAUGCUCAACGUUUUGGUAACCUCAAAUCGGUUCGCACCUGCUUUACAUUUGCAGCCGAUCCUGAUUAUCUAAACACCAACAUUCGCGUGAAGUCGGAUCUUGAUGCUCUUGGUUCUCUGGGUGAUGCAGGAUGGUAUUGUAUUAGGGCAAUCCUGUUGGCUGCCAACUACGAAUUGCCUAAAACAGUAGUUGCUUCAUAUGAACCUGUACUUAACAAAGAUGGGGUGAUAUUGGACUGUGGGGCAUCUCUAUACUGGGAAGAUGGGAAAGUAGCAACCUUCCAUUGCUCCUUCUUGGCAAACUUGACAAUGGACAUAACAGCUAUUGGCACAAGAGGAACUCUUCACGUGCAUGAUUUUGUUAUCCCUUAUCAUGAGAAGGAGGCAUCGUUUUUGGCUGGUACAGAAACCGGCUUUAAUGAUCUUGUCACAGGGUGGGAUAAACAGCCAAGUAAGCAUACAGUAACCACUGAUCUCCCUCAGGAGGCUCUUUUGAUUAGAGAAUUUGCCCGGUUGGUCGCAGAAAUCAAAUUCAAAAACUCUAAGCCUGACAAGAAGUGGCCAACAAUUACUAGGAAAACACAGCUGGUAUUGGAUGCUGUGAAGGCUUCUAUCCAGAGGGGUUUUGAGCCUGUUCAGAUUCAGGAGUAAACAAGUCUCGCCACUGUGUCUGAUUGUCUACCCUGCUGGAGUGACACGAUCCUUUUUCUGUUGUGCAUUGAUAUUCCAAAUAAAAUUCCAUUCUACAUUGUAUGUAUUUGUGAGCUGUUCAUCUCUGCAAUGCGGUGGGAAAACAGGUUAUGUAAAAUACAAUCAUUCUAAUGGUCAAAUUUCAUGUCUUUCGAGGAUGGUGAUUGAUCGGUGAACUAAACUGCCUUAACAGAAGACCAGUGACGACUAGAAUAACUAGUACAUUGGUCUUCAUCUUCAUCGUAUAACCAGUUAGUUGAUCUGUUAUGCAUGUAUCAAAAUGACUUGUAAUAUAAAUGAUUUAUUUCUCCUUGA